AUGGGAAGGCCAAUAUUCCGCAAACAAUCAUUAGUCCUUUAUGGAUUGUUUUCGUUCCCAGUUUUAUAUGUAUUGCACUGUGUUUUCAGCUGGACUGGUGGCCAUAUCAGACGUUUAUGGCGUUGCCAAGAUGCGAAGGUUGUUUUUCCUCCAUGUGAUGUAGCGGCCUUUCUCGCACUCGAGCAAAUAGCCGAAGCAAGGUUCGCCGAGGACAACGUACUGCGAAUCUUGUCCAUAGGCCAAAUUCGUCCUGAGAAGAAUCAUAAAAUGCAGCUGGAAGUAGCGCGAAUGGUGAAGAAAAAACUGGCCGAGCAUAAUGAUAAAAUCCAGGUCAGUAUGAGUUGA
Cooperia oncophora is the source of this 345-nucleotide messenger RNA. Lineage: Eukaryota; Metazoa; Nematoda; Chromadorea; Rhabditida; Trichostrongylidae. The record is from the annotation of a GenBank genome assembly.